This is a messenger RNA of Momordica charantia (bitter melon), 1798 nucleotides long. RefSeq names its product pentatricopeptide repeat-containing protein At4g21705, mitochondrial. NCBI's taxonomy places the organism in Eukaryota, Viridiplantae, Streptophyta, Magnoliopsida, Cucurbitales, Cucurbitaceae. Gene Ontology annotation, cellular component: mitochondrion. Gene Ontology annotation, molecular function: protein binding. The record is from RefSeq and is a predicted model, not a curated record.
CGAAAACGAGCGCUCAAAGAAAGCGGUCUAACAGAACUUUAAUUUCGUUGCAAAGAGACAAAUCAAACAAUCGAACGAGAAUUUUCCUGAGAUUUCAGCUCUCUAAAGCUUCGGCCAUGGCGGCGGCGUUAGCAAUGUUCAAAAUCUUAAGCAGGUCUUCGAAUUUCGAGAGAACAGUGAGAACAGAGACAGAUUCAUUCUGUUCUCUGGUGUUGAGAUUAUACAGCACGAGACGAAACUGCAACCGAAGGAACCUCUUCGCGAGGAUUAGUCCUCUCGGUGACCCUGAGCUCAGUGUAGUCCAGAUUCUUGAUCAGUGGAUUGAGGAAGGCAGGAAGAUCAAGGACUUUGAGCUCCGGAGAAUCGUUCGCGACCUUCGUUCUUGCCGGCGGUAUGGCCAAGCCCUCGAGGUGUCCGAAUGGAUGAGCAGCAAGGGACUUUUCCCCCUUACAACAAGAGACUUUGCUGUACAGCUUGAUCUGAUUGGCCGAGUUCGGGGGCUGGAUUCUGCAGAGAAGUACUUCAGCAGUGUUUCUAACCAGGAGGAAAUUGGUAAACUCUAUGGUGCUCUUCUAAAUUGUUAUGUCAGGGAAGGCCUUGUAGAUAAGUCCCUUACCCAUAUGCAGGAGAUGAAACAGAUGGGUUUUGCUUCCACUCCCCUCAACUACAAUGAUAUCAUGUGUCUAUAUCUGAACACUGGCCACGUCGAUAAAGUUCCGAACGUGCUGUCUGAAAUGAAGGAGAAUGGUGUUCUUCCUGACAAUUUUAGCUAUAGAAUUUGCAUCAAUUCUUAUGGAGCUAGGUCUGAUCUGAUCACUAUGGAGAAGGUCUUGAAAGAAAUGGAGAGCCAAUCCCACAUAUCCAUGGACUGGACUACAUACUCAAUGGUAGCCAAUUUUUUCAUAAAAGCCAGUAUGCACGAAGAAGCACUGAAUUACCUUCGAAAAUGUGAGGACAAGGUAGACCGAGAUGCGCUCGGAUUCAAUCAUCUCAUUUCCCUCUACACCAGUCUGGGACAUAAUGAUGAAGUAAUGAGACUGUGGGCCCUCCAGAAGGAGAAGUGUAAGAAGCAAGUCAAUAGGGAUUAUAUAACCAUGUUGGGUUCCUUGGUAAAGCUCGAGCGGCUUGAGGAAGCUGAAAAUCUGCUCAAGGAAUGGGAGUCAUCUUGCCAGUGUUACGAUUUUCGAGUCCCGAACGUUCUCCUUAUCGGUUACUCGCAAAAGGGGUUAAUCGAAAGAGCUGAAAAGAUGCUUAGGAGCAUUGCCAGAGAAGGGAGAAUCCCACCACCAAAUAGUUGGGCCAUUAUUGCAGCAGGGUACUUGGAAAAACAGAACCUGGAGAAGGCUUUUAAGUGCAUGAAUGAAGCUCUUGCUGUAAAAGAGCAAAACAACGGGUGGAGGCCAAAACCUAGCGUUGUAUCAAGCAUUCUGCGAUGGCUAUCUGAAAAUGGAAGAUAUGGGGAACUGAAAGAGUUUCUGAGCUCAUUGAAGACUGUACCUUCCAUGGAUGGAAAACUACAUAAUGCCUUAGAUGAGCUUGUGGAAACCUUAGAAAACGACGGUGAAAUAGCGAUGACGGGCGAAUUACAGGUGAGGUGAUUAGAUGCUCUUAUGAAAUCACAGCAUCGUUUAAGAACUUGUAAAAUCAAGUUUGAAACUUGAUGCUAAUGUAGGAAUUAGGAAUGUAUUAGAUACUUCAUGUACAUAAAUUAAAGUGGAACUGUAGAGGUUGAAAUUUCCAGUCAUUUUUUUUAGUCAAGAUUCAAGAAUGUUUACAGUGAUUUUGUUCCCUUAAAAAA